AUGCUCGCCGCGGGAACCCAGCCGCAUCAGACCCAGGGCUCGUGGGGGAAGACGAGGCAGAAUCUGCUCCAACAGGGGAGCCUUUCUCGGUUUCGGCUGGGGACACUUGUCCAGAGAGAGAGUCGACGAAAAGCGCCAACUCAACACUAUGCGCCGACAAUUGCCCAACCUCUCCACGUCCAGGACGCUGGCCAGAUUGUUCCGAGAUCUACGAUCCUGCCACGUAAUCUGUUGCGAGAGCCAUCCGCAGCACCUGUCAACACCCAACAGAAUGCUCUACAAGAAGAUGAAGCGCAAGCGGCAGAGUCCACAUACAUUCCUUCUAAGCUCCUUCGCACCGUGCUGGACACAUACAGACGAGAGCUCUUUGCAUCAUUCCCGAGAGUGGUCGGGAGCCCCGAGCUGGAGGUUCUCGAUGAGUACAUCAAUAUCAUCGUGCGAGAUGAGAUGCCGUUCAAGGUGACACCGGGAAUACGAGCUGUACCCGUGUCGUAUUUCAUCCCCUUGGCUUUCCAGCAUCAAGGACUGUUCGAAUGCUCCAUGGCAACGGCACGCGGUAUGUUCGAGAGCCGUCGGACAGCACCUCCCUUCAAACCAUCCACGGCAGUGUUUGGCCAACGAGCACGAGCAAUCCGGUCCGUUCGUGAUCUGCUGUCUCAGCCCGCGUCGUUGCAGGAUGAUCGAGCACUGAUCGGGGUGAUGCAAUUGAUGGGGACACAUAUCAUCACUGGGGAUAUCGUGUCGUUUCAAUCGCACCACAAAGCCGUCAAACAGAUGAUAGAGCUGCGCGGCGGCCUCGGAGAUACGGACGCGCAUCGAGCGCUGCGAGGCUUUCUUGGGAUGAAUGAAAUGUUUGCUCUCAUGUUGAAAUACGUGACCAGCACUAUGCCCGCCGCUGUCCCUGCCCGGACCUCACCAAGCACAUCGCAACCACUGUCAAGCACUACCCGACCACCACCUCUCAACGGCCAGGCAUCGUCCCUGCAACGCGCAAGUACCCAGACAUCCUCUCCUCCCACCAUCCCGCAGUUGAAGCUGGACUACCCGAGACAGCCCUUCCCCGAAAGCCUCAACGGCAUCAUCUCCAAACUCCCACCGGGGCUCGCGGCGCUGUCUCUCACAGGGACCAUUUCAACGCAGACGAUCGGCCUCCUCGCCCAGGUCGCCCCCUGGGCCGCCUUGACCGCGACCGCGAACCCGUCCGUCACGGUGUCCCACCCGGACAUCUUCCGCCUGUACUGCGAGCCCAUGGAGACGGCCAAGAUUGCCCUCUCCAUCCUCCUCGCCUUGCCCCCGGUCGCCGCCGCGCCCAGGCUCGACCACCUCCUCUGCGUCGGCCUGUGCCUCUCGAUCCGCGGCGCCCGGAACCAGGCCCGCCCCCCGGCCCUGCACGUCCGAUUGCUCUCGGACUUUGUCGCGGUCGUGCGGUCCCUGAUGAUCACUCGGACGACGACGACGACCGCCACCACCACCACGAAUAGUCCAUCGCUGACGCAGCCGGAGCAGGACGCCGUCGUGUGGAUCUCGUUCCUCGCCGCCUACGGCAGCGGCCACCCGGCCUUCCAGCGCCAGGUCGACGCCCUGCUCGACCUGGUCCUGCAGACCUACUCGUACGGCCCGGCCGCGCGGGAGUGGGCCUUCGUGGAGGCCCUGCUGCGCCGCUUCUUCUGGUUCGAGCCCCUCGGCGCGGACUGGCGCGAGCUGUGGCGUCAGAGCGUCGCUAGGAUGCGCGGGGCUUAG
This is a messenger RNA of Cladophialophora immunda, 1740 nucleotides long. RefSeq lists its product as uncharacterized. NCBI's taxonomy places the organism in Eukaryota, Fungi, Ascomycota, Eurotiomycetes, Chaetothyriales, Herpotrichiellaceae. Bases 1 to 1740 code for a protein of 579 amino acids. The transcript has 4 exons. The record is from RefSeq and is a predicted model, not a curated record.